CACACCACCUCCUCCGUGGAUGAGUCACACAAUCAGCAUUGCAGGAGCAUAGAAUGUUUCCUGAGUCUAUACCUGCACUGUUCCCUGCAGGUCACUGCCUGAAACAUUGCCAGUGCACAGAGCUUGCUGCUUCGUACAGUGACUAAGAUCCCAUUGAGCAGUCAUGUCUUUCUUCAGAAAAUCUUCAGGAAAUGAGGCCAAGAGUGCCACCCUGGGGUCAGUUAGCAGGCAGAAUGUUAUACAGGACACAAAUAAAAGGAGAUCACUUCUUCAGGACAACAGCUGGAUAAAAAACCGACCAACAGAAGAGGAAAAUAAAAGCAAAGAUGAAAACUUUGGAAAAAAUAUACUGAGUCACUACAAAUCCCAGGACAAUCUGGACAGGCCCGCAGAAGAUGAAGGAACAAAUCGCAUACACAAUAGGUUUAAGUCUGAUGAUGCUUUGGACAGAAUUCCUUUGAAAGGCGCCUCUGAAAGAGGAAACAAAGCUGCAACUUUGGAAAGAUUGCCUGCGAGUGAUAAAUCAGAAUAUGAAAAUAAAAGACAAUCCUGGACUCCUGGAAGCAGAACAACAGCAACCACUACAAGUACAGAGGAUAAAAGAAAAUCAUGGACGCCACUGAACAAGAGCACCAUCACAACCACUGAGACAAAACACAUCAACCAGCCAACUGAUAAGUCAACAACAGCAAGUUGGAUUGACAGCGCCAAAACAAGCUCUGAAAAACCAAAAGUUGUACCACGUUCACCUACUGCCAACACUGAUAACAGAAAUCAAAACAUUGAACAUAUUGAAGUGUCAAACACAAAAAUAAAAAGUACUAAAGGGACUGAUGAGCUUGACAACUUUAUUGACAUCAAGCCCUCUACUAUCAAAGAGAAACCCAGGACUGAUGAGCUUGACAAACUUAUUGACAUCAAGCCCUCUGCUACUAAAGCAAAACCCAGGACUGAUGAGCUUGACAAACUUAUUGACAUCAAGCCCUCUGCUACUAAAGCAAAACCCAGGACUGAUGAACUAGACAACCUAAUUGACAUCAAGCCAUCUGCUAUUAAAGCAAAACCCAGAACGGAUGAUCUUAACAACCUUAUUGACAUCAAGCCCUCUGCUGUUAAAGGGAAAACCAGAACGGAUGAUCUUAACAACCUUAUUGACAUCAAGCCCUCUGCUGUUAAAGGGAAAACCAGUUCGAAUACCAUUCUAAAAGAAGAGGACCUGGAUGACUUUAUUCAAGUAGAAAGGGAUGCCAAAAAUAUUCGUUCUAGGGAUGAAGACGCUAACAAUUUAAUUGAAAGUAAAAAACCUGAAUCCAAACCAAGGGAUCAAGGUCUGGAUGAUCUCAUUGCUAUUACUGGGGAUACAAACAAAGGUACAGUAAAGCCAACAUCUACCAACACCAGCAAUGUAACAAGCCGGAGUUCUACAACAUCUUCUUACGUAUUUAAUGAGGAUAAUCAGAGUGCUCCAAGCAGAAACUCUACUACAACAUACACAGUGACUGAAGAUACCCAUAAUGUGCCAAACAGACGUUCAACCACAACUACUAGAGUUACUGAAUCUACAGAUGCCGGAAGCCGCCGCUCAGCAUCUUACAAUGUCAGUGAUAAUUCUGAUGCACCCAACCAACGUUCCAAUGUCGGCUAUUCUCAGGAAACAAGCUAUUCGUCUCCUCCAACUAAUACUUAUGUCUACAAAACUUCAUUUGAGGACAGCAGAUCAUAUCAAAGCAACAGUGCAGCAAACUCUAUCAAAACAGUUUAUUCUACCUCUGACCGGUCAGUUAUUGAAAAAGACAUGUGCACCUUCUGCCGCAAGAUACUUGGAAUUGAUGCCAAGAUGAUCCUCAAAGACCUAAGCAUAUCCUGUCAUGCAUCUUGCUUUAAGUGUGAAGUAUGCAAUGGAGAUUUAGGAGGCAUGAGAGCUGGCGAUAGCAUGUGGAUCUAUAAGCAGGCUAUUCACUGUGAACCCUGCUAUUUUGCAGCAAGAGAGAAAUGGAUUAUAUAAACAAAUCACUAAAAACUCAAUUGAACCAAGAUAAAGAGAAGAUCUUGAAGAUGGAUUGUUUAUCACACACCUAUGUAUCUACACAUUAUGUUUCUAACAUUACUGUUAUACUGAAUUUCAAUUUGGAAGUCCUAGUGGUGUUACAAGAUUUAUAUACACAGAAACAAUAUUAACGUUAUUUAGUUCUCAGAUAUCAUGCUGUGCUGCCUCCUGUUUAGCUGUACGUUACCCUUUCCUCAUAGGUUCAUGCUUGAUGUGUAUCUGCUAUAGUUACCCACCACUAUUAAUAUGCAAGUGAAUAGCCUAAACAAUAGGAUUGUGGUGGUGUUGGUUCCCUAAAAAUGGGAUCUUAUAUUUCCAUUUGCAUCCAUAAAUACUAUGGCAUGUCCCAAAGCAUACAGUACAUCCCAUUAUAUAAACACUGUGUAACAGUACAAUUUUUCAAACAUUUUGAAAACUGAUCAAGGUAAGUUUAAAACGUUAAAGCACUUACCCAGUAGAGCAACAUGGUAGAUAAUUCAGUAGAUACAUUUUAGUUUAUGGAGCACAUGUAGCUGUCCAAGCCAGUUUGUCACUGUAAAGGGGUGAAGUGAGCAAAUGUUAUUUUGUGGCUGCACCCAAAAUACUUGUGUGUAGCUGCUCACAGUGGCAGCUCCUUUCUGGCUUUGCUCAUGCAAGUCACCUGUUGAACUACUUUGCUACACCACAACUGUGCCUUCCUGCAUCAGAAAUCUAAAACAUAUACACAAAAUAUCUUACAUGUGGCACAGGGGACAGUAGCUCUCAGUUAUAGCUAGUGGCGUAUUCUUUACCAAUGAAGCGCAUCACAAAUGAAGUGCAUUACUUGUUCAAAAAUAAAUCUUUUGUUUCUUAUAAAUACUGAUGGGAUUUGGAUAGUGCUGUAAAGGCAUAUUACCUUCAAAGCAGUACUUUUAAUGAUAAAUGUUACAUAGGGUGUUUUAUAGUCUUUCUCGUGUAGGAUAUGUAUAACCCACUACAACCAACUUACUUUUGCUAAGGACGACCAUGUUUAUUACAUUGUAUUAUAUAUGUUUUUGUUUAUUAUUGAAAUGUAUGAGUUUUUUUUUUUUUAAAAAUAUCUCAAUUUUGGCAUUUUUCUUAUAUAUACUGGGUGCUUUCCUAACAAAUUCCUCAUGCAUGAAUUCUUAAAAAUUUAAAUACAUUAGGAGAAACUAAUAAAGCUGAAAGUCCUGUUUACUA
This is a messenger RNA of Xenopus laevis (African clawed frog), 3226 nucleotides long. RefSeq names its product sciellin. The transcript has 27 exons. The record is from RefSeq and is a predicted model, not a curated record. NCBI's taxonomy places the organism in Eukaryota, Metazoa, Chordata, Amphibia, Anura, Pipidae. Bases 164 to 2005 code for a protein of 613 amino acids.